UGGACAGACAGAGAGAAUGAGAAUGUAGAUAAAAUAAACAUGAUUGCUUUUAUCUUUAAAUGGGCAUCUACUACAUAUACUCCCUUCACCUACCCAGACAAAGACAAAAGCCACUUCAAAAUACUUUCUGCUGACAUGGGAAACAGAUUUUCAGGGAGCUAUUGAGGUUGCAUUCUGUGCUGGAAUUCUCAUAAAAGGCAACUUCUGCACAAAAAUAGUCCUGUACUCUGUUUUUCUCUCUGGGGAUGUUUUGAUGUGGAGUAGAGCCAACUACACUUUCAUACAUGGAACAUUAACCUUAUCAUACAAUGGACCCUUAGAACUCAGGAUGAAUGCUUCAGUCUGGGAAGCUCAGAGGAGAGUUAUGCCUGCCUAAGCGUAAAAAGCAAAAUGAUAAGAGCCUAAAGACUGGUGUUGUCCCAUUCGGUAGCCUGAUUGCUCAGAGCAAGACUCCAGCACACUCCAUCAUCACCAGCAUCAUGUCUACCACGCACUGUUCCUUUAUUUGCUCACAGUCAUGGGUCAGCUGUUCUCUGGUACAUCUAAUGAUGAACAACAGAAAGAUUUGGCCUCCAGCUUUACUGCAUAUUUUAAGAACGUGAAAGUGGAAAACCAAAUCAUCUCUCAAGAAACCAUCCAUUCAAUUGAGUCACAUCUGAUGAGAGGAAACAUCCAGGGGGCAAACUCUGCAAUCAGUGAUGCAUUAAAAGAAAUUGAUAACACCCCAGUCAAUGUUGCUGUGACAGGGGAGUCUGGCACAGGGAAGUCCAGUUUCAUCAAUGCCCUGAGAGGGGUUGGUCAUGAAGAGAAAGAUGCGGCUCCCACUGGGGCAGUGGAAACAACUAUGCACAGAAUGCCAUACAAACACCGAAACAUUCCCAAUGUGAUCAUAUGGGACCUGCCUGGCAUUGGAACCACGAAUUUCCAGCCAAAAGAUUAUCUGGAGAAAGUAAAGUUCAGUGAGUAUGACUUCUUCAUUAUUAUUUCUUCUACACGCUUCACAAAAAAUGAUGUAGACCUUGCCAAAGCAGUCAGAUAUAUGAAGAAGAAUUUCUACUUUGUGAGAAGCAAGGUGGACUUUGAUUUAUGGAAUGAAAAGCACUGCAAACCAUCUACCUAUGAUAGAGAAAAGGUCCUGCAGCUGAUCCGAAACUACUGUGUGGAUACUUUUAAGAAGAAUAAUAUUGACGAACCACAGAUUUUCUUGAUCUCUAGCAGGGAUUUAUCUGAGUAUGAUUUCCCAGUCCUGAUGGACACCCUAAUAAAAUGUCUCCCUGCUCAAAAGCGCCACAGUUUCCUGCUUUCCUUGCCUAAUAUUACAGAGGCAGCCAUUGAGAGGAAGCGAGAAUUUCUGAAGCAGUUUAUCUGGCUAGAAACCUUGAUGGUUGGAAUAUCGACUUACUUUCCUAUAGUGAAUGACAUCAUCGAUAAUGAUGUGAAGUUGCUGAAAGCAAGCUUAUACCAAUAUCAAGUCCACUUUGGAGUGGAUGAUGCAUCCUUGCAGAGUCUAGCUAAGGACUGGCAAGUUCCUGUGGAACAACUCAAGGAAAUCAUUAAAUCUCCAAAUUUGUUGAAAACUACGAAUGAAGAAACAAUACAGGAAAAGAUUUUGGAAUGUUGGAAUAUGCUCUGUCUAGCUAAAGGUAGUCCUCUUAACAAAAGUCUUUAUGCAAAGAAAGUCUUUUACUUACAGCUAUAUUUCCUUGACAUAGUAACUGCUGAUGCCAAAAUUCUCCUCAAAGAGAUAUAUUAUAGAAACAGGUUGUGUUCUGAUUAGACUAAAAUUCCGUGGAUGUUGAAAUCCAAAUUCAUAAAAUAUAAUUAGCACAGUAAUGUCUCUAAACAAUAUACUGAGUUCAUUGAGAUUAUCCAGACUUAAACUCACACUUAGUGAUUGCAUAUCCCUGUUAGCUGCAUGAAGAAGAUGAAAUAUGUUUGAAUAAGGAAAAAGCUAAAUACCAUUUUACUUUAAUCUUAAUUUUCUUGAUAUUAACAUGCUUAUAGAUUCUUAUACAUUGUAUGCUUGUAGAUCAUCAUCCUUUUCUCACAUAUGACGUAGUUUUUUGCAACCUAGUUCAACCCAACAUGCUUGGGUAAGUUAUAACUUUCAAAUAUUAAAUAGUUGUUGUUGAUGUAACCUGCUUUUUUAUCAUCUCAUUGAUCCAAACAUACCUCAACCUGCACCUACUGACAAUGACAAAAUGAAUAGUCAUCACCAGAGUCUUGUAGAUAAAUUCCUCCUUUCUCAUGUGUGUUAUUUAAACCAAUCAAUUCAAAUCUCUCAUUGGAAAGCCUAGAGGAUAAGGCCUAUGAACCUUAAUAAAGAUGUAGUCUCACAGAUCCUUUCUCUUUCUGUUGCUCUUCACCUACUAGUUGAGAUGCCUGACACUUCUAUACUUCGUCAAUGUCCUGUCUGCACAUCUAACCUCUCUGGAACGUGUGUCAUCAGAAUCUUCUGCUUCAUGCAUUUUGAGUUCAGUUCCUCAUUGUGUCUCAACACACACACACACACACAC
Castor canadensis (American beaver) is the source of this 2516-nucleotide messenger RNA. The record is from RefSeq and is a predicted model, not a curated record. NCBI's taxonomy places the organism in Eukaryota, Metazoa, Chordata, Mammalia, Rodentia, Castoridae.